This is a messenger RNA of Kwoniella shivajii, 387 nucleotides long. RefSeq lists its product as uncharacterized. The transcript is spliced from 3 exons. The record is from RefSeq and is a predicted model, not a curated record. Lineage: Eukaryota; Fungi; Basidiomycota; Tremellomycetes; Tremellales; Cryptococcaceae. Bases 1 to 387 code for a protein of 128 amino acids.
AUGAAUUGCCCAUAUGGAGGCUGCAUUGCUUUGCUGAGCGAUGAGAGCAAGCUCAGAAAUCAUAUUACUGGCAGACAUGAAUAUGCUGCAAAAUGUGGCAUUCCAUUAACCAUCUUCCGUAAUAUACUCUAUGGAGAGAAGUUCAACCCAUCCGCAGAGACCAGACGUCGGGCUGCUCCGGAGAUCCGACGGUUCUAUCCAUGGACAUUGCCAGUUAUACAAGAACGUCUGGACAGACAGUAUUACAGAAAAUUCAAAUUCAAUCUAUCCAUCAAGUACAAGCUUGUCAGGGACAGAGAGAGGUUGGACUCGAUGAUAGAAACUGACCAUCAGCAAUUGAGGAAUAUCGGAAAGCAACUAGCCCAAGGUUUGUUCAGCCUGUCCUAG